Molecule: messenger RNA, 1297 nt
Organism: Hemicordylus capensis (graceful crag lizard)
Lineage: Eukaryota; Metazoa; Chordata; Lepidosauria; Squamata; Cordylidae
Product: spermatid-specific linker histone H1-like protein
Exons: 1
Coding region: 531-1232 (233 amino acids)
Biological process (GO): nucleosome assembly
Cellular component (GO): nucleosome
Molecular function (GO): structural constituent of chromatin; DNA binding
Source: RefSeq, a predicted model, not a curated record
UUCUGCUAUUUCCUCAUUACAUUUGGGUGACUAGAAGGCUGCACAAUAUUCUGAAUGUGGAUAAAUCAUUGAGUUUUCUAAUGUUGUGAGUCACAGGUAUUGAACGUAGGGAUUCUGUCUGUUGAUAACAUUCUUAAAGCCCAUUUGAAAUGCGUAUGCACCAUGCUAUGAUCAGGUCACCAAACAAGGAUAGACACAUGUGCAUCCACACACAUACACAGAGGCAUCACAGGAUGCUUGUGAUCCCACAAUCCACCAAAGCUGGUCCCAUGGCAACCAUUUAGUUGCCUAGCCCCUCCCCCGCUACCCUCAUAACCUGUGGCAAAGUAGGACCUCAUCAUAACUGCUUUGCGCAGGGAUCCUAUCCAACACCUUCCUUGCUGUCUGGGACAGGCAAUUUAGGAACUCCCAGAAGACCUUCAAGCUCUGUACAGUGCAACAACCAAGAGAAAGGCAGAUCCUAGCCAAGGAAGCUUUUGAAACUUGGGAUGGAAUGAGAAAGUAGGAACCCAAGCAAAACUGAAGGGGAAAUGGUUACCAUAAAUGAAACUCCUCUGGUUUUUUCAUUGAAUAAUGCUCAAUGUUUAGAUGGCGGGAAUCUCCAGGCAAUGUCUGCAGAGUUCCUUGUUCCGAACCUGCAGAAUAGCAAGGACCUUGGUGAGCCUCAGCCAUCCUGUUCUGGUUUCCAUCUCAAGCCCAAGCCCAGAUCCCAGCCCAGGUCAAACGGUAGGAGAAGCUCUGGACCUUCUUAUCCUUGGAAACUUCUGUUGCCUAAGCGUGGCAUCUCCAAGCUUAUCUUCCAGGUGGUGGCUUCCACUGAGAAACGUGCUGGCGUCUCCCUGCAAGCUCUCAAGAAGAGUGUUGUAGCCACUGGCUAUGACCUUGAAAAGCGGGAGAAUUACUUCAAGAGGAUCUUGAGGGCCUUCAUCGCUAAGGGUUUGUUGAGGAAGCUGACUGGCCAUGGACUUACAGGUUCCUAUGCAGUCAGCAAAUUGAUGAUGAAGGUGCUGAGGAAGAGGCAGACGAAGAAGACGAAGAAAAAGAAGAAGAAGAAGAAGAGGAAGAGGAAGAAGAAGAGGAGAAAAAGAAGAGCGAGAAGGAGGAGGAGAAAGAUAAUGUCAAGCGUCAAGAAAAAGGGAGCCUCUAAGAGAAAGAAGGGGUCAAGGAGAAAGAAAACCAAGCUAACGAAAUCUAAGAUAUCAUCUAACGAAAGUACAAUGUCGAGCACAUGAGAUUUCCAUAGCUGAAGCUAUGUGUAAGGAAAAUAAUAAUAAUAAAGUGUCGUAUUUCGACUGUC